Colletotrichum chrysophilum is the source of this 1659-nucleotide messenger RNA. RefSeq lists its product as uncharacterized. Bases 1 to 1659 code for a protein of 552 amino acids. The record is from RefSeq and is a predicted model, not a curated record. Gene Ontology annotation, biological process: purine nucleobase catabolic process. Gene Ontology annotation, molecular function: allantoinase activity. NCBI's taxonomy places the organism in Eukaryota, Fungi, Ascomycota, Sordariomycetes, Glomerellales, Glomerellaceae. Gene Ontology annotation, cellular component: cytoplasm. The transcript has 2 exons.
AUGACAGCCCCCGAAGAGCCAGCGGCGCCCCUCGUCGUCCUCGUCUCGACACGCGCAGUCCUCACGGUCGAGGACAACCUCGUCCUCACUCCCGCCACAAUCACAGUCUCGCCCUCCACCGGCAAGAUCACAAACAGCAUCCCCGCCGUCCUGCCCAAGACCUCGUUCCCGGCGUCGACGGUGUACAUCAACCACGGCAACAAGCUCCUCCUGCCCGGCCUCGUCGAUGCUCAUGUUCACCUCAACGAGCCCGGCCGCACCGAAUGGGAGGGUUUCUGGACCGGCACCCGCGCCGCGGCGUCGGGAGGCGUCACCACCGUCGUCGACAUGCCGCUGAACGCCAUCCCUCCCACCACCACCGUUGCAGGCUUCAAAGAGAAGCUUGCUGCCAGUCAAGGACAAUGCUGGGUUGACGUUGGCUUCUACGGCGGCGUGAUCCCCGGCAACGCGGACGAGCUCCUCCCCCUUGUUGAAGCCGGUGUGCGAGGAUUCAAGGGCUUCCUCAUCGAGUCCGGUGUCGACGAGUUCCCCGCCGUCUCAUCCUCUGACGUCGCCCUCGCCAUGAAGACUCUGAACGGCACCCCGACGACGCUCAUGUUCCACGCCGAGAUGAUCCCGCCCAUCGCAGACUCCGUCGGCGACGCCGUCCAGCAGUCUGAGCCCCCGGCCGCGCCCACAGGCGAACUCAUCUCCUAUAACACCUUCCUCGAGUCCCGCCCGCCGUCCUUCGAGACCUACGCCGUCGACGAGAUCCUGUCUCUGGCGCACCUCGCCCCGGACCUGCACCUGCACAUCGUUCACCUCUCCGCGACGCAGGCCAUCCCGCUCCUCCGCGCCGCCCGCAAGAGCGGCAUCAACAUCACCGCCGAGACGUGCUUCCACUACCUCGGCUUCGCGUCCGAGGACAUCGAGGACGGCGACACGCGGCACAAGUGCUGCCCGCCGAUCCGCGAGCGCUCGAACCGCGACGGGCUAUGGGAGGAGCUCGUCGCGCCGGACUCGUGCAUUCGUACCAUCGUGUCAGACCACUCGCCCUGCACGCCGCAGCUGAAGCUGCUCCCGGCGAGCCUCGAGCCGACGACCGUCACCAGCGGCCAGGACAGCCCGCCGCUCAACAUUCACCACUCCGAUUCCGGUAUUGACAUGACGAUCCCCGGGGAGAGCGUCGACAAGAUCAUCGCGGAGAAGCUGGUGGAGGAGCAGGCUGUGGCGACGGCGGACGCGAGCGCGCGGGGCGACUUCUUCGCUGCGUGGGGCGGUAUCUCGUCCGUCGGACUGGGGCUGCCGAUUGUGCACUCGGCGGCGCAGGCGCGGAUCCGGGAGGGCGGGGCGGGGGCGGCGCCGGGGAUUGUGGAUAUUGUGCGGCUGUGCGCGCGGGAGACGGCGGCGCAGGUUGGGUUGGGACACCGCAAGGGGGCGCUGAAGGUCGGGAUGGACGCGGACGUGUGUGUGUUUGAUGAUGCGGAUGUGUGGACGCUGAGGAGCGGGGAUAUGCGGUGGAAGAACAAGUGCUCGCCGUGGGAGGGCAAGGAAUUUACUGGAAGGGUGCUGGAGACGUGGGUGAGGGGGCGCAAGGUGUGGGAGUUUGGCGGUGCGAAUGGCGGUUUUGUUGAGGGCAAGCCUGUGGGUGAGGCUAUCGUCGAGAGGAGGACGAAGUGA